Boleophthalmus pectinirostris (great blue-spotted mudskipper) is the source of this 1868-nucleotide messenger RNA. RefSeq names its product tRNA methyltransferase 10B (gene trmt10b). Gene Ontology annotation, cellular component: nucleoplasm; nucleus. NCBI's taxonomy places the organism in Eukaryota, Metazoa, Chordata, Actinopteri, Gobiiformes, Gobiidae. Gene Ontology annotation, biological process: tRNA N1-guanine methylation. The coding region runs from base 165 to 1085 and encodes 306 amino acids. The record is from RefSeq and is a predicted model, not a curated record. Gene Ontology annotation, molecular function: tRNA binding. The transcript is spliced from 8 exons.
GACACACACGUGAAAAAGUCCACUUGUGUUUACUUUUCUUAGUUGAAUCAUUUUUAAACCACCAAAACUUAAUCAGUUUAGCCCAGUUGCCCAACGACAUUAAUUGGACGCGUGUAGGAAAAAUGUUAAUCUUUAAACUCGUGAUUUCUUGUUCUAGGUGAUCAAUGAAGAGAAAAAAAAUGGCUCAUUCUUCUUUUGAAAACAGUAUGAAUGGGAUCUCGGAGGAUUUGGACUUGCUUCACAUUGAGGUGGACACAGAUUUGACUGAGAAUAGAUCCGACAGAGACGAUUCUGUUUGUUCUAAGAAUGUCUUGAGGAAGCAGCGACACUGGGAGAAGCAACUGGCUGCAAAAAAGAGCAAACGAAAAGAGGAGAAACAACGGAGAAAGCUUAACCGAGUGCAAUCUGAAGCUGAUGGUGACGCUCCUCGGUUCACCAAAAGGGUGUUGAAGGCCAUCACCAAAGAGCGUUUGGCAGAAGCUCAGUCCACAGGUCGCCGACUGUGUGUGGACCUCAGUAUGACGGACUGCAUGUCUGACAAGGAGAUCAGCAGACUGUCCGGGCAGCUCAGACGCCUUUAUGGCUCAAACAAAAAGGCGUCUCAACCAUUUCACCUGUUUCUGACAAACCUGAGAGAGGACAGCCGCCUGUACAGAGAGUGUGUCCGAAUGAACGAUGGUUUCCUCAACUACUCUAUGGACAUAACAGAGGAAAGCUGUUUGGAUCUUUUCCCACCAGAGACAAUUGUUUACCUCACACCAGAUGCUGAACAAGCCUUACAGUGUGUGGACCCUGACAAAGUCUAUGUUCUUGGUGGACUUGUGGAUGAAAGCAUUCAAAAGAAGUUGAGCUUGGGCAGGGCCAGUGAGUUGAGUGUUCUCACAGCCAGACUCCCAAUAGACGAAUACAUGAUCAAGAAAAACAACUCAAAAAACUUUCACUCUAAAAUACUGGCUAUUAACCAGGUUUUCGACAUCUUAUUGACUUUCUGUGACACUGGCAGCUGGACAGAGGCCUUCAGAUUGUGGUUUCCUUUAGGGAAGGGGUACACCGUUGAUCCAGAUAUUACAAAAUCUCAAAGUUAGUGCGAGAUUAAAUCCUUUCUUUCACAUUUAAUUGACUGAUUGGUGCGCUCUGUAACUUGAACUUGAAGAUGUUAUUGCGUUGGCAGAAUUGCGUUGUAAAAGAUGCAACCAGGCAAAAUUACAGGUCAGACCGUUGUUAAAUCCUAUGCCUAUUAAAAUACAAUGCUCCAUUAAUUAUUAUCAACAGCUCAAGUGAAGCCAAACUGUGUACAAGCAAUUCUUACUCUUAAACAUAAUUGUAUUUAUUUUUUACUACUACAGUAUUCUCUGAUCUAUGUUAUAAUGUUGUUUCCUCAUCAAAAACAUUGCUGGAGUUGUGUUUUCUUUCAUUCGCACAUGUUUAACACAAGAAUAUUUAGGCUGAGCUUUUCUCUCAAACAGAAAAUACACUGUUCCACCAUGUGAUGUCAUCUAGUAAUACAGGAAGUGCUCCACUGUGUUUUUAAACUUCUCACACCUUCACUAGAAUCAGGAGGAUAAUUUCAGCUCAGGAAUUGCCAGUCUCUACUAAACUAAAGGCAAAAGCUAAACUAUUACCCUGAAAACUACAACUACAUGAUAUCACAAGGUGGAAUUGAGCAUUCUGAGCUUUGGAGGUGUAGACAGACUAAUAAUAAAGUGUUACUCAAACAUGUGCGAAUGAAACAACAUACAACUUCAGGUGUUUUUGAGGAGGUAACAGCAUUGUAACAUGGCAGGAGUCAGUUUUGGGUAAUAUUGGACCUUUAAAUAUUUCUUGAUGUUCUGUAAAUAAUAAAAUUAUUUUUUGCGAUUAAAAUACAA